CUUUUUUUCCCAUUUUUAAUUUACAGAGGGUUAUUUAAAUUGGAAUGAGAUAUUUGAGAUCAAUAUUUUUCAAUUAGAAACGUAUAAAAAUGUAUUUUAUAUUUGUCAUCUAUGUUAGCAUAUCCAUAACAAACAGAAACAUUAAAAAGCGUAUGGAUUCUAGUUAAAAUAUGCAAUUCUGGUUUUUCCUUGGAAAAAAGAGAAAAGAAAAGAAAAACAUUUCUUGAAAUUUUCCAAAAAUAUUUGCAAAAUUUUCAAGUUUUGGAAAGAUUAGAUUCAGCAUCAAACUUCAAAUGGAUGUAGAAAAAGUCUGCCAUUUACUUCUCUUGCUGCAGACAAUUGAUGAAGCCAUUCUAGCCAAGUGUCUUCUCUCUAUCUUUGUCAAUAUUGCAAAGAAUUUAUGGGAUUCAAAUUAAUUCAGUGUAAUUCCUGUUUAUGAAUGAUUGAUUCAAUGCCUUUACAACAGAAAGAAAUGUUAGUGAAAAUAUAUGUUGCCCUCCUACUAAAUACUAUGUCUUAUGGGUUUGAUUUGUCAUACCGUGUUAAAGAGGCUCAGAGGCCAGGCAUUUAUGUUGGUGACCUCGCUACAGAUACAAACCUCUUGGAUAAAAUUACCGUAAAAGACCGUAGUGCAAUUUGGUUCAGUCAGCUUCACCAGAAGCAGUCUGACAGCAAUUCCCAGUUGUUCAAUAUCAGCAAAUCAGGUGAAAUCUAUACAGCUCAAAAAUUAGAUGCAGAGUCACUAUGUAAAUACAACACUCCAUGUUUUGAAAUGGUGGACAUUGCUGUACAGAACCAGCUUGCUUUCAUCAAAAUACUUGAAAUGAAAAUCAUAAUCGAAGAUGUUAAUGAUAACUAUCCUGAAUUUCCCACAAGAGAGAUAGUUCUUCAUUUUUCUGAAGCUGAUAAGAAAGGGACAAGCAAACCAAUUCAAAAUGCUAUUGACAGGGAUGUGGGUGUUCUAAAUUCCCAGAUCAAAUAUCAGUUAAAAAAACAAGGAAAUGAACCAUUUAUUCUAUCGAUUGUUAAAAAAGUGGAUGGUAGUGCUAAACUUGGAAUUGUUUUAGAACAAGGUGUUGAUCGAGAGACAAAAGAUAAUUAUGUUCUUCAGCUUAUCGCUGAAGAUGAAGGAUUGCCACCAAAGAGUAGUUUUCUAAAUGUGAAGAUAUUGAUUGAAGAUGAAAAUGAUAACUCUCCACUCUUUAACCAAAAUAUUUACAAUGUUUCUAUAAAUAGUAAUCAUCAGAAAAAUAUACCUAUUGUACAUUUAACUGCCAAUGAUUUAGACAUUGAUCAGAAUGGAAAUGUCUCUUAUCAUUUCGGUUCUAAGACAUCAAAAAACGACCAAAUUUAUUUUAAAAUAAACGAGGCCACUGGCGAAAUAUUUUUGCAAAAGAGUCUCCUGCAAAGAGCCAAAAAGGUUUACAAGUUGUUUGUUGAAGCUACUGAUGGAGGAAAUCCUCCUUUGAGUUCCACUGCCAUUGUUCUAGUCUAUGUCAUCAACCAACAGAACAAUGCCCCUGUCAUAGACAUGAACUUUAUUUCUCGCUCUAAAGAAAAUAAUGCAAUGGUGUCUGAAGCAAUCAAAGUUGGAGGAUUCAUUGCAUUUGUUAAAGUCUCCGAUGAAGAUAUUGGUAGAAACAGUGAAGUAUCAUGUGACCUUCAGCAUGAAAAACUUCAGCUAAGAAGCCUUGGAAAAAACAAAUACAAAAUUGUUGUGAAGAAUUUAAUCAACAGAGAAACUGAAAGUAGCAUUGAAAGCACAAUAAUUUGUGAAGACAAAGGAUCUCCCCCUUUAAGAACUGAGAGAAAAUUUUCCAUCCAAGUGAAAGAUGUCAAUGAUAUACAGCCUCAAUUUACCAAAGAUACUUUCAAAUUUUUAACAUAUGAAAAUGAAGAGCAAAAUUUUCCUGUAGGUUUUGUUAAUGCUACAGAUGAAGAUCUGGGGUUAGGAGGUCAGCUGAGUUUUUCUUUAUUUAAUGAAAGAGGAAUUAUUUUACCAUUUAAAAUUUCUGAUUUUGGAUUUAUUUCAGCAACUCAGUCUUUAGAUAGAGAGCGACAAGAUGUUUACAAAUUUAAAGUAUUAGUAAGAGACAAUGGUACACCAUCUCUUAACAACACAGCAAAUGUUGUUGUUGAAGUUAUGGAUAAAAAUGAUAAUGCUCCCUAUUUUACUUUCCCUAGUGUUAACCCUUUCACUUUAGAUGUCCAUUACCAUCCGCAGAGUAACAGUGACAUCACAACAUUAAGAGCUUCUGAUAGAGACAGUCAUGUAAAUUCCUUCCUCAGGUAUGAAAUACUUGGAGGCAAUAACAAACAGUUAUUUACAGUUAACCCUUACACAGGAGUUUUGUCAUUCUCUCGUACAGUUUACCAAAAUGAUGCUGGAUCAUAUAAUCUAAAAUUAGCAGUCAAAGAUGGUGGUACUCCAGUUUUAUCAGCAACCACCACACUGUCUUUGACACUAACUGUUAGCAAUACAACAGCCAAAAUGUACACAGCUGAAGACACAGAAUCAGACAACAGAAUACAUAUUAACUUGAUGAUUAUUAUAGUAGUGGCUGCAGUGAUAGUUUCUGUGGCUAUUGUAGUUUCUGUAAUUGUAUGUAUAAUACAUAAAAGAAAUCAAAAAGAAAACCAUUAUGGUGCUCCCCAAGACUUUGUUGGUGAGAGAAGACCAUCAGGAUACGUUUGUGAACAAGACUCUCCAAAAUAUGAUGUUCCUGUUGCAAUCUUAUCAGAUCCAAAACAACAAGCAAGAAAUACUCAAUCAAAUCUUAUUAGACACGUUUGUCAACCUGAUUACAAUCCAGGACAGAGUUGGAAAGGAUCUUCACCUCAUAUUCAAGUCCAAAACAGAACAGCUGACUCAAGGCAGAUGUGCAUCCAAGAGGCUGCAUUAGCUUCAAGCUUAGGCAAAGAAGAACAGCACAUAUUACUGUCAUCUGAUCACACUUGGAAUGAAUUAACUGCUGAACACUACGAAACAUUACCUGGUUUUAAAUUUUGCCAUCAAGAGCAGUCACAUAAUCCUGAUCGACAGUCUUUAGCUCAAACCCUCUCCAGAUCUAAGGACAUCGACCCUAGUACAGGAUCUAAUACCAGUGGUCAGGUUUCUCAAAGCAAUAAUGUCAUUAACUUAAAGUCAACACAAGCGGACAGUGGCAAUCUCACCUUACCACAAUCGCAAGCUUGGAAUUUGCCAAUGAGGAAUAGCUUUACUUCCUACAGCAAGCCACUAUCAAAAGUACCAAAGGGAGUUUUCUCAUAGAAGUCUAAUCAAAAGUUUUAUUUUGUUAUUCAAACAUUAUUUCAUGCCAAAAGUAUCUUCACGAAAUCGUUUCCAAUACAUAGUAAAUAUAUUUUCAGUGAUAAUGGAAAUUUUGUGUUCUUUGUUUUUUGACUUUUGUGUUUUAUUUAUUUUUUGUUUCUUCAAUAAAUUGUCCUUUAACAUAAGCUAGUUGUUUGGAAUGACCAGAAAAGAAAAGAAAAAAGGAUACAUAAUGUAAUUUGGGGAAACAAAAAGAAAACCUG
Molecule: messenger RNA, 3534 nt
Organism: Octopus sinensis (East Asian common octopus)
Lineage: Eukaryota; Metazoa; Mollusca; Cephalopoda; Octopoda; Octopodidae
Product: protocadherin beta-15-like
Exons: 4
Coding region: 440-3271 (943 amino acids)
Biological process (GO): homophilic cell-cell adhesion
Cellular component (GO): plasma membrane
Molecular function (GO): calcium ion binding
Source: RefSeq, a predicted model, not a curated record